UCCCGACCUCGUUUUGCGAACUUGCAUCCUCCACACCAGCCUUCAUCACAAUAUGGGCCGUCUUCGUCGCUCAAGGACGCAUCACGCCCAAAGGGAUGUCCAUCGUGCAGCAAGGACAAGGGCUCGUACAAGAGACAUUGAUCAGAUCCAGUUGAUUGAUUUGGACCCGAAGAACCGAGCAAAACUCGAGGCACAACCUCUGGACUUAGAAAAACCAGGUCUCGCGCAGCACUAUUGUGUAGAAUGCGCAAAAUACUUCGAGACCGAUGCAGCAUUGCACUCCCAUUGGAAGAGCAAGGUGCACAAGCGGCGGUGUAAAGAGCUAAAGGAGCCAGCUUAUACCAUCGAGGAGUCAGAACGUGCUGCAGGUCUCGGGAGAGAAGAGAAGCGGACUUCUACGACAGUGGCGCCGAUGGUUAUUCCUAUACAGCAAGAUACAUGACGGAGUUGUGGUAUCAGUGCGUGCCUGUACCGUACGUUUGGUUUGGUUUCUAUCCUAUGUCUCCCUUUUUUGCUGCCUGAA
This is a messenger RNA of Fomitopsis serialis, 523 nucleotides long. RefSeq lists its product as uncharacterized. The coding region runs from base 53 to 442 and encodes 129 amino acids. The record is from RefSeq and is a predicted model, not a curated record. NCBI's taxonomy places the organism in Eukaryota, Fungi, Basidiomycota, Agaricomycetes, Polyporales, Fomitopsidaceae. The transcript is spliced from 4 exons.